AUGGCAGCCAAGUUAGUCAUCUUCCUAUGCGCGGUGGCGGCCGCUCGCGCCGGCAACCUACUCGGCGCUCCUGUGGCUUCAUACGCUGCGGCCCCCGUAGCUGCUUAUGCUGCGGCACCCGUGGCUAGUUACGCCGCUGCCCCGGUCAUUAAAUCGUACGCCGCUCCCGCAUACUCUGCCUACGCCGCGCCUGCGUACGCCGCUCCUGCGUACGCCGCUCCUGCGUACUCAGCGUACGCUGCUCCUGCGUACUCAGCGUACGCUGCUCCCGCAUACUCGACCUACGCCGCACAUGCUCCCGUCGCCUACUCCGCCCCAGUAGUGAAAGCCGUCGCUCCCGCCGUAUCUUCCGUGUCUUCUUACUCGACGCACACUGCCCACGCGGCGCCUUUGUACGCUAAGGCUAUCGCUCCCGUUGCCAGUUACGCCGCUCCAGUGGCUACCUACGCAGCACAUGCUCCCGUAGCUUAUGCUGCUCCAGUCGCGCCUGUGGCCACAUACGCCCAUGCUCCCGUAGCAACUUACGCCGCCUCUCCCGUCUUGAAAUACUCAGCUGCGCCCGCGGUCUCCCACGUGUCAUACAGUGGCCUGGCAGCUAACUACGGCUGGUGAUCACCUUAACCGACUGUGUUCAUAUCUAGUGAUGUUAAAUUUGUAUAUUUAUUUUUGUACAAUGACAAUAAAAAUAUAAAAGUGGUUUAUAAA
Molecule: messenger RNA, 705 nt
Organism: Hyposmocoma kahamanoa
Lineage: Eukaryota; Metazoa; Arthropoda; Insecta; Lepidoptera; Cosmopterigidae
Product: cuticle protein 16.5
Exons: 2
Coding region: 1-612 (203 amino acids)
Source: RefSeq, a predicted model, not a curated record